Brassica napus (rape) is the source of this 6715-nucleotide messenger RNA. Its product is annotated as protein POLYCHOME-like. Bases 3171 to 3767 code for a protein of 198 amino acids. Gene Ontology annotation, biological process: regulation of nuclear division; negative regulation of ubiquitin protein ligase activity. The record is from RefSeq and is a predicted model, not a curated record. Gene Ontology annotation, cellular component: nucleus. The transcript is spliced from 3 exons. NCBI's taxonomy places the organism in Eukaryota, Viridiplantae, Streptophyta, Magnoliopsida, Brassicales, Brassicaceae.
AGACUACAUAACAUAAAUAUAUUUUUAAAUUUUCUUUGUGAAAAUCAUUAUGUUGUUUGAUUGUUGUACUUGAUUCACAUAUUUGCAUAGAUAUUUGUGAUAGAUGAAUAACUAUAUUUUUAUUAUCAGUAAAUAAUAUAUAUUUAUUAUAUAACACGAAACCCAAUAUUUAGAAACCCGCAAAAACCCACAAAAACCCACUAAAACCCAGAAUCCGAUACCGGUUGGACCAAUAAAUAACUUUUACUUUUUUUUUAGUUUUUAAAUUAUGUUUUAUAUUCUAAGUUUCCAAUUAAGAAGUUAGGUGCUGACGAAAAAAGUUAGAUUUUCCUUUUCGGUUUUAUAUUUUUGAUUUUUAAAUUUUGAUCAAGAUUUCAUUAUGCCACCAGAAGAAAAUGAAAUGAACGAUGGUAGAGAGAACCAAAAUUAGUUGAUGUGAUUUGGUGUUAGUUUAUUUCUGUUAUUGACAAUUUAUUACAAUGAUCUUUUAUUUUUAGUUUAUUUUGAAUUUGAAGUUUUAUUUAUUAUUCACAUUAGACAUUAAGAUUUUCAAUCUCAAGUUCCAACUUUUUAAGAUCUUCAUUCAAAAUAUUUUUUUUUUCUUUUAAAAGUUUAAAGACUGAAUGAUUAUAUUCACUUAUUUAAAUAUUUAUGAAUAUUAUAUAUAUAUUCAUAAAUAUUUUUAAAUACUUUUUAAACAUAAAAUGUAUACAUAUCCAAAGUUUAGUUUUUAUAUAUUUAUAGCUAAUAUAUUAUUAUUUAAUAAAAUUAAUUUAUUUAUUAACCCGCGGUUCAUCCCCGGUCGAUCCAGUGACCCAGUGAGCCGGUAAGUCGUCCGGUUUGGUGUCCGGGUCGGGUUUAAAAACAUUGGUAAAUGUACAUAAGAGUAUGAUUACAUAUUUAGUGAUUCUUGUAUAUGUGUCCAAGAAAGUUUCAAUGGCUUAGUGGUAUCUGCCCUAUAUUUAUGUCAUACUAACCCGGGUUCGAUCCUUUCCUUUGUAAUGUUUUUUCAUUUUUUACGAAAAAAUAAAUGAGAUGACGUGGCAACUUCGGACUCUCUGAUUGGACGAUUUUUUGUGCUUAUGUGGACACUCUAAGAGGAGUUUAUAUCCCCCUUUUAGUAUAGUAUAGAUGAAUAAUGAUUACAAAAGAUAAGUUAGUAAUAUGAUCCGGUCCAGAGAGGACGUGCAAGACGUGAAGACAACGCUUGAGACUUCCUAUGAUUGGUUAUUAUAUUAAAUUAAAAGUAAAAUAAGCGAAUGUAAAUGAACGAGGACUCGAAGAAGUGUGAGAAUGGGAACAAAGUGAUGGAAGAAGACAAUGUAAAUGAGGAGAAAAUGGUUGUUAAGAAGAGUGUUGGAAGCGAAGGGAGCUUUUUCGAUUGCUAUAUAUGCAUGGACCUGUCCAAAGAUCAGGUAGUCACUAACUGUGGCCAUCUUGACUGUUUGUCUCGCCUUUACCGCUGGGUAGAGGUUUCAGAGGAAAAGGAGUUUCCGGUUUGCAAAGGGGGAGGCAAAGGAGUUUCCGGUUUAUUAUUAGUAAUGAAAUCCCCUAUAUAUUAAAAGAGAAUUACAACAUUUGAAUCAUACACGUGUCAUCAUGAAAAUGAUUUUCGAGUCUUUAAAAAAUUAAAUGGGUCUAUCUAAAUAUAAACUAUAGUUUUCAUUAAACUGAUCACAAAAUCAUUUAUUAGUAUUAAAAGUUAUUCUUCAUUCUUUCCUUAAAUAAAGCUACAUAAUUACCUAAUGCUAUUAAAAUAUAUAUAUAGCAAUUAAUGAUUUUCAAUAACAAAGAUUUGCUAACAAUUUGUAUACACUCAAUCAUUUUUGUUUAAAUCUUUUUUAUUAAAACAUAUUACACAAUUUCAUUAACCAUAUAAUAAAAAAUUAGAUUUUUUUCGUAUAUGUUGUAUUUUGAAUUUUAAAAAAAAAUAUAAAUUACUAAACUGUUAAAAGUCUCAAACAAAAUUUUAUUAUCAAUGAUUUAAAUUUUUGGUAUAAUAAGAUAUAAAUAGUUAUAAACUACAUGAGUAAGAAGUCUUAUUUAAUAAGUGUUAUUAUUAAUAUAUAUAUAUACAUCAUUUAAUUAAACUACAUAUCAUAUAAAAUACAAAUUAUAAAUUGAUAUAUGCAUUGAACAAAUAUUGAGAACUUAACUAAUAUUUUAAUUUUGCAUUCAAUUAAAAAUAUUUAUAAAUUACUAAAACUAUUAGACAUCUCAAAUUAAAAAGUUAUUAAUGGUUUAAAUUUUUGCUAUAAGAUGACAAGAAUCAUAAAACCAUAUGAUUAAAACCUUUGUUUAAUGAACAACUUUACUAAAAAUAUAUUUCAUAUCUAUGUUAAUAUCAUUUAAAUUUAAUUAUAUUAUAUAAAAUGGAUAAAAUUGAUUUUUUAUUUAUUUACCAUAAAAUUAUCGUUAAUAAACAAUAGUCAUUGUUUGAUUUAUAUGCGCAAGCCAAUUUAAUUAUAUAUGUAAUAUUACCGAUUUUUCAAUAUUUCAAUAUAUAUUUAUUAUUUUAUUAUUUUAUAAUAUUUAAAAAACAUAAAAUAAAUAAUAAUAUAUAAAUUAUUAUUUAUAUAUAAAAUGUUUAUCCCGCGCAUUAUGCAGAUCUUAGCCUAGUUUACAUUAUUAGCAAAAACAAAAAAAAAAACAAAAUAACAAAAAACAAACAAGUGAAAAGGGCUGUCUUCAAGGAUGCCUUCUGCGGAGGUGUACUUAGGCGCUAGCCGUGUUCCCUCCGGAGUGUCCGGAUUACCUAGAUUAUCAAAAAAAAAAAAAAAAAAAACAAAACAGUUUCAAAAAUCAUUACUCGUUUUUGAAAGGUAAUAGUAAUUUGAAGAAAAAAUAUACCCGUUAGGGACAGCUUGUUUUCAAAUGUAUUUAAACCAAACCAGAGGAGAGCCUCGCGUGUGUGUCUCUAAAGUCUCAACGUCUCUCUCUCACAUAACACCAAGCGAUUAGAGUAAACAUAUAUCAAAGGUAAAAAUCUCGAUGAACCACCGAUUGCUCUUUUACUAGGAUCAUAGGAUCGUAGAGAACUAGGUUCGAUGAGUUUAUGGAAAGCUAGGAAUGAAAUUAGGGUUUAGUUCGAAUCGGUUUAUUUUUUUUGGUUAGACCCAAAAAGAUCAAUUGAUUCUAACCGUCUAGUUAACCAAUUUGCAGAAGCGGAGAUGGCGGAAGGGCGCGAUAGACUCGAACGACAAAUUGAUUUUGCAUCAUUGUUUCUCAACAGACAGCGCGGAAGGAUCUUCGUUGACGAUGAAACUACAUGGACUGUGCAAGCAAGAGGUGGUAUUUGGCGGCGUGGAAGGCCUCGUCCUCGUACUCGUACUCGUCCUCGUGCUUCACCUUCAAGGAGGGCCCUCGCUGAUAUCACUGAUGUGAAUAGGGUGGGUACUGAGAGAAGGAGAGCAGUGGUUGGCCCAAGGCCCCUCCUUGAUACUGCUGUUGUUAGGGCGGGUACUGAGAGAAGGAGAGCAGUUGACCGUGUACCACUGGCUCAGCUCGAGCUCAGGUAUUCUGUGGCCAGUGCUGUUGCAUCCGCUGGAGUCAACCACCCCUCUUCCAUCGCUUGGGUUCAGCAGAAGUUGCUCUCACUCAAAGAGGAAUUAUCUGAUGGAGAGGAGGCCCUCACUCCAGAGCUCCUCAACUAUAUAGAUCAAGUGGGGAUUUAUCUGACGGAAGAGCUUGAGAAGCUGAAAAGCACACCAAGUGCGCAGAGAGCUGAGAGGGAGAGGAGGAUUCGAACAUUGAUGUCCAUGAGGUGACCGUUUGGGAACUCUUCACACUCUGAAAAGUAGGGAUCAUAGGCGUAAAAAAAAGUUGACGAUGAUACAAAGAGGGACGAGUGGAUAUCAUAUCACGGAGAGUACAUACUCCACGUUAUUACCAAUGUUUGUGUUUUAGGCUUGAGAGUUAAGAUUACAUUUGCUUACUUUCUUUUUUCACUAUUUGUGAAAUUUGAAGAUUCUUUUGAUACUAGUUGUUUUCUUUUGUACCUUUGGCAUGGCCUGUGUAGUAGCGCUAUUGAUUAGAAAAUUAUUUGACAACCCAUCAGUUUCACUUCCUCUAAUCUCUUCUUCUUUGAACCGCUUCCUAAUUCACAUUCCAAAACCGAAUUUGACCAAAGUAGUUUUAAUUGUUGUUGUUUCCCAGCAACAUUUUGCUCUUAGCCUACUCAUUCUGUUCCACUAUGCUUGUUUUUAGCUUCCAAGAUUUUCUCAACGUGAUUGGAAUUGUUUCACAGACCGUGAUCAAGUAUAGCCUACAAAAAAAACAACACUAAUUAAUUAUCCAACAGUGCCAUACGUGAGGAAAAGGGAAGUGUCUUUGCUACUUUUCUAACGUCUUUGGUUCCAAUUCACCUGAAACUAUUCAAACCAACAAGAUAUACUACUGCAUAUUCAGAAUACAAGAACAAAGACCAUUUUCAAGCUUUUGUGUGCAAAUUGUAAAUGCAUCACAUCAAACAAACUGAAAAGUACAACAUAGCAGAGUACCGCAAAGAUACUUCAAACGAAAGAACUGAGAUUGAAGGAGCCAAUCAUGUUUGCGAGAGGCGAGAGCAGAACUCAUAUCCAGCUCAAGCUGAAACCUUUGAAGUUUAAGCUGUUGCCUCAAAGCACUUGCUCUGUUGUUGCAGCAGGUUGCUGCGUCUGCUCACAGCCGUAAGCUGACGUGGCAAGGGAUUCCCAGAAGCAUCAGAGACGGUCACAGGAAGGUCCGUGAUAGUCACGACGGUUUUGGAGAGAAGAGUAGAUGAUUCCAAAUGAUGUUUCAUAUAGGCUCUGUAAUGAUGAUUUUAAUUGGAACUGAAACGGAUGAUGUACAUAGCAAAGUCUUGAGAGCUAUGAGAUCAAAAUCUCCCCGUGAUCAGGUUGAAAACAUUAUGUUUUGAAAUAUUACAAACUCCUUCAGUCUUGUAAUUUUCCUGAUUUGUUGGAAAAAUAAAGAUAGUUUUCCUUUUGGUUCUGUUCUUAUAUCAAAAAUUGGUUUUUAUCUUUAUUGGAUCAUCAUACAAUAUAACUCAUAAUACUGAAAGAUGAUUUUCGAUAGGGGACAUUUUUUAAAAAUGCGAGGUUUACGUGGGACGCACGAAACGUUUUUAAAAAUGGAAGAUAAUUUGCAUUUAGGUCAAAGUGUGACGUUUCUAUUUAUAGUAACAAAGAUGAAUUUCUCUUCAGACUAGAUACAAAGUGAUUUCUACUCGAAUUCUUAUCGCCGGUCAGUUGAUUAUAGUUUAGGCCCGUUGGGGCCUACACUGAUAAACGAAAAUAUUGAGCUUCUUAUUCCCUAGAAAGGAAAGAAUCGACGUGGCUUUGUUGGAGCCUGCCUUCAGCCUUUAGCAUUAUCGACUAUAAUUAAUCAGCCCGACAAGGAUCCAAUAAUGUUGGCUAGAGUGUACUACCGGAUAUAACAGCGUAAACGCACCGCACGGACUAGACAAAAAUAAAUCGCUAGCCUAAUGAGUAAGUAAACAUUCAAAGAGAUGCUCGAGCUUUGUGUAGUGCACAACAUGGACGAUAUAAAUGUAAGACAUAACCAUGAAUUAGACCCAAAGAUAUAACUUUAAACCAGAUCCAGUUCCCUUGCUUGUCUAAAAAAGGAAGUUGUACAAUAACCAUUUCAAUAUGUCAAAAGUUUUUAAUAUGUUUCUGGUACUGUGUUUCACUCAUUCGGUUUACAAGAUUCAUUGGAUCAAUAACAAAACGCAGCUCCAACUCUAUCACGGGGGAUGAGUCUUAGUUCAGAUCCAUGCUUCAGGAAUACGUAUCCUGCCAUCAAACAAACAAACACACAUUAGCUUUCCACUUAAGAGAUUGACAAUAAGUGAGCUUAGAAUGAGCUACACAAACAAAUAAAAGUAAAAAAGAAAGAGCACGAGUAAAAGCCAAUUCAAGAACUCAAAAAUGUCACCUGCGCCUGUUGGGGAUUGAUCCCGAUCCCAUCUGCAGACAUGAAUACAGAUACAUCAGCAAUCUUGAGUAUUGUUGACAAGAAUAAAUCACUGUUAGAUCUUUAGGCAAUAGAAAGCUUCAGUUUUUAAACUUUAUAGACAGAGAAGUAGAGUUACAUGCAAUGAUAUAUAUAUAUAUAUGAUCCCAUAUCUAAGAGAAUUCUCCUGAUUACACAAAACAUAUGAACAUGAAACAGACAAAACUUGAAAAGGGAAAUGGUGUUCAUGAGCUUCUCGAAUGUCCGGUUUGCACAAAUCUCAUGUAUCCUCCAAUUAAUCAGGUGUGUGUGCGACUGUUCUACUCUUUCUCCGACACUCAACUUACUUUUGUGUAGUUAACGUUGACAUCUAGGUUUGUUAAUUUUCCCAUAAUGUCCCAAUGGCCACACGUUAUGUUCAAGCUGCAAACAACAAGUGCAGAACACGUGCGCCCUACAUGCCGUUACGAGCUCGGCAACAUAAGAUGCUUGGCUCUCGAGAAGGUUGCGGAAUCGUUGGAGGUUUCAUGCCGGUACGAGCAGCACUGCAGGUUGAGUGUUCAGUGACCGGAGACAUUCCAUCCCUUGUUGAGCAUCUCAAAGACGAUCAUAAAGUCGAUAUGCAUAGUGGUUGCACUUUCAACCACCGUUAAUGUCAAGUCUAAUCCUCAAGAAGUUGAGAAUGCUACAUGGUUUUCUUUUUUUUUUAAUUAAAAACUAGAUAUGAGUUGGUAACUUAUUAAUGGUUUGUGAACCAACAUAUUCAUCCCAAAGAUAAACC